AACCGUAGAUGGGGGAGAGAUUCAAGUCCAUAUUAGAAGAUCUCACUCACAAUUAAUACAAGGGGUAGAAGCACAUAGUCAUCACAAUUCAUUACUCUGCCCCUGAAAGACAAGCAAGAGAGAUGUGCCGAUCUGAACAAACGCCCAAAUGCCUUUUUUACGCUCCAUAUUUACUUUCGUUCAUAGGAGAACAGAAACGACGGUUAUCAAGAAGCUGGCAGCAAAACGCAGGCCACCAUCACCCCAAGUUCCGAGGAGAAAGCUCAUUUAAUCGAAUCGAGUCAACACUCGUCGUCAAAAGCGGAAGAAACCCUUGCGCAAAAUGCCUAAUUCGUCGUACAGGAGCCAUCUCGCCCUUCUCUCCCAUACAUCCGUCCACUCAUCCACUCAUCCCGUCCAUCACAUUUCAUUUUCUAUCCAUGCAAUCAAGAAAGAUGACUUGCAUAUUCGUCCGGCAGCGUCUGAACAGGUCUGUAGUCCGACUCGACGUCGAGGCCCGAGGGAUCCAGGACAAGACCCACAACCGCCGUCGCAGAACCUCCACUCCCGGACCGUUCAUGAGAAGUCGUACUACUAUUGGAGUUCUGGAGAAGGCACCGUCAAUGAGUCACCCUCCCCAUAAAGGUAACGCAGGCAAGAAUAAAAGAAAAAUGCUUUGUGUGAUGACGAGGAGGGGAGCAAACUUCGACUUCGAGGGAAGAGAGGUAUACGCGAGUUGAAACUUCUAGUCGGAACAAAAACUCCAGAAAAUCAAGCAGAAGA
Molecule: messenger RNA, 762 nt
Organism: Amorphotheca resinae ATCC 22711
Lineage: Eukaryota; Fungi; Ascomycota; Leotiomycetes; Helotiales; Amorphothecaceae
Exons: 1
Coding region: 123-719 (198 amino acids)
Source: RefSeq, a predicted model, not a curated record